CGAUCUUUCCAGCACGCUUUUCCCUCGGGCUCCAGGCUCUCCCGCGGGUGCAGCUCGGGCUGGUUCGGGUGUGGAGCCUCGGCAGCCUCCACCCGCUCCGGAGCCGGCCCUGGCAGCUGCGGAGUUGCUGUCACACUUGGAGCUUUCUUGGGGCUUUCUCGGUGUCCCGUCUCCGUCCUCCCCUUCCCGCCUUGGCCGAGCCCCAGCUCCUCGCCCGGAGGAAGGGUGCACGUUGUGGGCAUCUCCCAUCCACCGAAAUCUAUGAUCAGCUCGGUGUGUGUCUCCUCCUACCGUGGACGCAAGUCUGGGAACAAACCACCCUCCAAAACAUGCCUGAAGGAAGAGAUGGGCAAAGGGGAAGAGUCGGACAAGAUCACCAUCAACGUGGGCGGCACCCGGCAUGAGACCUACAAGAGCACCCUGCGGACUCUGCCAGGCACCCGCCUGGCCUGGCUGGCAGACCCCGACGCCCAGAGCAACUUUGACUUUGAUGGCAAAAGCAAUGAGUUCUUCUUCGACCGGCACCCGGGCAUCUUCUCCUACGUGCUCAACUACUACCGCACGGGGAAGCUGCACUGCCCCGCGGACAUCUGCGGGCCCCUCUUCGAGGAGGAGCUCACCUACUGGGGCAUCGACGAGACCGACGUGGAGCCCUGCUGCUGGAUGACCUACCGGCAGCACCGCGAUGCCGAGGAGGCCCUGGACAUCUUUGAGAGUCCCGAGCCUGGCGGAGGGGCUGCUGGAGAGGAGGCUGAAGAGGAAGGGGGUAGGGAGAUGGCCCUGCAGCGCCUGGGCAUGGAUGACAGGCCUCCAGGGGCAGCAGGGGCGGCUGGAGGGGGUGGAUGCUGCAGGAACUGGCAGCCCAAGAUGUGGGCGCUCUUUGAGGAUCCCUACUCGUCCAAGGCGGCAAGGGUGGUUGCUUUCGCCUCACUUUUCUUCAUCCUGGUCUCCAUCACAACCUUCUGCCUGGAGACACAUGAGGCCUUCAACAUCAACGUCAACGUGACGGAGACCCUGGUGGUGGGCAACACCACCACGGUGCUGCUGACCCACAAGGUGGAGACGGAGCCCAUCCUCACCUACAUCGAAGGGGUCUGCGUGCUGUGGUUCACCCUGGAGUUCCUGGUUCGCAUCAUCUGCUGCCCAGACAAGCUUCUCUUCAUUAAAAACCUGCUUAACAUCAUUGACUUCGUGGCCAUCUUGCCCUUCUACCUGGAGGUGGGUCUCAGUGGCCUGUCCUCCAAGGCUGCCCGGGACGUGCUGGGUUUCCUGCGGGUCGUUCGCUUCGUGCGCAUCCUGCGGAUCUUCAAGCUGACGCGGCACUUUGUGGGUCUGCGCGUGCUGGGCCACACUCUGCGGGCCAGCACCAACGAAUUCCUGCUCCUCAUCAUCUUCCUCGCCUUGGGGGUCUUGAUUUUCGCCACCAUGAUCUACUACGCCGAGCGGAUCGGAGCCAAGACGUCUGACCCCACCGGGAACGACCACACUCACUUUAAGAACAUCCCCAUCGGCUUCUGGUGGGCCGUGGUCACCAUGACCACCCUGGGUUACGGUGACAUGUACCCCAAGACCUGGUCGGGGAUGGUGGUGGGCGCCUUGUGCGCGCUGGCCGGGGUGCUGACCAUCGCCAUGCCGGUGCCCGUCAUCGUCAAUAACUUUGGGAUGUAUUAUUCCUUGGCCAUGGCCAAGCAGAAGCUGCCAAAGAAGAAGAAAAAGCAUAUACCCCGUCCAGCCCAGCUGGACUCACCCACCUACGGCAAAUCCGAGGAGAACUCGCCCCGAAACAGCACCCAGAGCGACACGUGCCCACUGGCAGUGGAGGAGGGGGUGACUGAGAGGAAACGGUCAGACUCCAAGCAGAACGGGGAGGCCAACGUGGUGCUUUCGGACGAGGAGCAGCCGCUGUCCCCCAUGGACGAGGAGCAGCGGCCGAUGCGGCGCUCCAGCACCCGCGACAAGAACAAGAAAUCCUCCACGUGCUUCCUGCUGGCCACGGGGGACUUCUCCUGUGCAGCGGAUGGAGGCAUCCAGAAAGAUUCCUGCCAGGACAACACCCUUGCUUCCAGUUACCCCCAGGGUGAGGUGGUCACCUUCUCCUGAGCCCCAGCUGGUGCAGGCACUGCCCUGGCCAGGGAUGCUUUCCCUGGGGGAUGCCCUCCCCAGGGUGGAAGGAGGCUCUCCCUGGGGCCAGGGAUGCUCUUCCUAAGGCUGAAGGAUGCAUUCCCCCAGAGAUGCUCU
Zonotrichia albicollis (white-throated sparrow) is the source of this 2238-nucleotide messenger RNA. It is a transcript of the gene KCNC4, whose product is annotated as potassium voltage-gated channel subfamily C member 4. Gene Ontology annotation, cellular component: postsynaptic membrane; dendrite membrane; voltage-gated potassium channel complex. Gene Ontology annotation, molecular function: protein binding; delayed rectifier potassium channel activity. The record is from RefSeq and is a predicted model, not a curated record. NCBI's taxonomy places the organism in Eukaryota, Metazoa, Chordata, Aves, Passeriformes, Passerellidae. Gene Ontology annotation, biological process: protein homooligomerization; potassium ion transmembrane transport; action potential.